Colletotrichum lupini is the source of this 321-nucleotide messenger RNA. RefSeq lists its product as uncharacterized. NCBI's taxonomy places the organism in Eukaryota, Fungi, Ascomycota, Sordariomycetes, Glomerellales, Glomerellaceae. The coding region runs from base 1 to 321 and encodes 106 amino acids. The transcript is spliced from 2 exons. The record is from RefSeq and is a predicted model, not a curated record.
AUGGGCGUCUCAAGGUUGUUGAUACAGAUUCCCCAGGAGUGGCAUCUCCUCGAGGGCACCAAUCGAUUCUCCCGGUACUCAGGCUGGAGUACCAUGACCGUGUUCAGUCUCAAAGAAAUGCACAUGAACGCGAAAUUCGCUUCCGGUGACCAUCCUUGUAUAUCCAGACGCAAACUUUGCAACCGUGAGAUCGUUGUGUAUGCCAGAUAUUGUUGUAAACCUUUUCUCUACGCCCCUCUCUAUUCGGUCUACCGUUUCCCCCACGAGUAUGCCGUUGUGACGUGUUCCGUAUCCUGUUUCCUGUUGUUCCAGCGUGUGUGA